UUGUUAGAUAGACGUCGCUGUAGUCAAAAUGGCGCUAAAGUGAAACUUUUUGAGAAACGUGACAGGACGGGGUAUAUAUCAUUCCUGUAUACUCUCACUUUGACAGAGCUGUAUUACACAAGUGAUUAUAAAAGAAGUUUCCCCCAGGAUUCUAUAUUAAAGGUCUGCCUGUAAAAUGCCAGUUGAGUGUGAGGGCUACAGCUGGGGUCACGACCCUGCUGACCUUGAAAAUCUCAGGAAGCGAACUCCAUGCAGAUCAUCACAGAUUGAAACUCUUCUACAGCUCUUUGGUGAAGCUGCUCACUACACUCCCCCAGCUCUGUUUGUGUACGGACAUACGGCCACUGGCAAGUCCUGCAUAGUCAACGGCAUCCUCACAUCACUGAAGCUUCCCCAUGUCUCUGUGAACUGUGUGGAAUGCUACAAUUCACGCUUCCUGUAUGAGCACAUCCUCAACAACCUCCCCUCCUCCGACACCAACACACGCUGUGACAACAUGAACGACUUUGUUCGUCUCCUGCAGCAGGGAGUACGAGAAUCUCAACUCCAAGAUCAGACAGUCUACAUUGUGUUAGACAAGGCUGAGAGACUGCGCGACAUGGAAGCAAAUAUCCUGCCAAGUUUUCUGCGGCUACAGGAAUUGACUAACACGAACGUGUGCACCAUUAUGCUGAGUGAGAUUGUGUGGGAAAAGUUCAGAUUCGGUACAGGAUUCUCGGAACCUUAUCUUCUUCAUUUUCCUGACUAUAGUAAAAAUGAGCUCCUGGAGAUCAUGAGUCUCGACGCUCCUGCUGGCUACCCUGCAGCGUUGUAUGGCAACUACAUCAACCUCAUCAUGUCCGUCUUCCACCUUGUCUGUCGAGAUCUCAAGGAGCUCCGACACUUGGCAUCGCUCAACUUCAACAAGUACAUUGAGCCAAUCGAAAAGGAAGAGGCGACUGUCAAUGACUUCCGUAAGCUGUGGAAGAACAUUGAACCUCAUUUGAAGAAGGCACUGCAGACCAUAUACCUGAGAGAAAUAUCAAGCUCUCAGUGGGAAAAACUACAACAAGAACAGGACUCUGCCUCCUUAAACCCCAUUCCAGCAUCUCGAUCACAUGUAGAACUUCCUUACUACUCCAAGUACCUGCUGAUGGCUGCGUACCUCGCCUCAUACAACCCAGUCAAGUCAGACCGCAGGUUCUUUGUCAAGCAUACAGCGAAGACGCCUACAAAACCACAGACUGCUAAAGCCAGGAAGCAUGAGAGAGCAAGUAACCACUUACUUGGCCCCAAACCUUUUCCCCCUGGACCGACUCCUGGCUAUAUUCUACUCCAUUGUGGAAGGCAAGGUUGCCCCAACUGCAAUCAUAUACUCCCAGAUUACCUCCCUUGUCAGCCUUCACCUCCUUGGGCCAGCAGCAGGUGAGGACCAGAUUGAUAUGCCCCGAUACAAGUGUCUGGUCUCACUGGACUUCAUCAAGUCUGUUGCCAGGACAGUCAGCUUUGAGGUAACGCGAUAUCUCUAUGACUUUGCCUGAUACUUGGAGACAGCUAUACAUGCUGCCUUUCAUGGAAUGUGGAAAUGUUUGACGGAGGAAUCUGAGAGGGAG
This is a messenger RNA of Haliotis rubra (blacklip abalone), 1592 nucleotides long. RefSeq names its product origin recognition complex subunit 5-like. Gene Ontology annotation, molecular function: DNA replication origin binding. NCBI's taxonomy places the organism in Eukaryota, Metazoa, Mollusca, Gastropoda, Lepetellida, Haliotidae. The transcript is spliced from 14 exons. Gene Ontology annotation, biological process: DNA replication; DNA replication initiation. Gene Ontology annotation, cellular component: nucleus; nuclear origin of replication recognition complex. The record is from RefSeq and is a predicted model, not a curated record. The coding region runs from base 176 to 1408 and encodes 410 amino acids.